ACCUAACACAGAACCUGAGAAAAAAAAAAAAAAACAACAGAGAGAGAAAGGGAAAUCGGAGAAGAGAAGGAGGGAGGAGCUCGCCGCCGGGGAGUGAGGUCACGUCGCCAUCAGAUCUGAAGCCGCUGAGGAGCCGAACGCCGUCGAAGCUGCACCGUCGCGUCACCGUCGCUGUGACUCCGCCGAACCCGUCACACCCAGCCCGUGUCUUGUUUGCCGUCGUGCCAUCCACCCACGCCGAGAGAGUGGCGUCGCGCCUGCUGCGAGGGAAGCCGCCGUUCCAUCGUCGUCCUCAUCAUGACCUGUCACCAUCGCUGGAGCCAGCCGCCUUCGUCGCCGUCGCCGCUGGUCUGCCUUGAAGCCGCCGUUGAGUAGAUCGCGAGGAAGAGGAAUUAUCGUCACUGUUGUGCACCCAGUCAUCGCUGCUGCUUCCAAUCCCGCCGUUGAUGCUGCCGCCACCGCCACAACCACCCUUGAGCUGCUGCGCUGCUGCGCUGCUGUUGACCUGUUGAACCACCACCCGAGCUACUGUUGGCUUGCCGCUGCUGUUUGUUGAGUUCAAGAUAGCUGCUGCUGUUCUUGCUCUGUUCUGCCUCUGCUUCUAGUUUCGUAGUUGCUGGAGUCUUUGCCGCCGGGAACCAACGCUAGAGCUGUCGUAUUAGGUGACUUUCGUGAGUUCGACUUUGAGGUUCACUAUUGUUGGUCAGUGGGCAGUGACAAGAAGUAUAGAUUUUUCACUAGCACAACUGAUUCAGAUAGGGCUCAUGAAUGUUAAGAAUUACUUACUGGUGGUGUGUUGUUAUCUGAUGGACACUUCCUGAAUGUACAGACAAAUUCAAAGAACUGGAUAUAGUUAUAGAUGAAAAGUGGAAUUAAUUAUAGCUUCAGAGGGAGGCCUAUUUCCCUAGCUCUGGCUGCUUGUUUUCUUUUUACCAUAUUACUUUGGACAUGGGAGAGUAAUCCAAUAGCUGCGACUUUAAGGUCAGCUCAAGAAUGGUAUCUCAUGCCUUCAGAAUUUCCUACAGAAGUCCCAAUUGGUUCAACAGGAACUCAAAAGCUGGAAGAAAGUGAGGGAAAAUCCUCAACUCCAAUCACAAAAAAUGGAACCAUCCCAAAUGCAAAUACUGUGGAUUCAGAAGCUGUAGGAUCUUUUCCUGCAAAAUCUCCAGAAAUUCAACACAAUCAAGAUGUUAGAUCUCCCAGCAGUGAAGAUUGUAAUUAUGCCAAGGGCAGGUGGGUUGCAGAGAGUAGGAGACCACUUUAUUCUGGAUUUGGCUGUAAGCAGUGGUUAUCCUCCAUGUGGUCAUGUAGAAUGACACAACGGCCAGAUUUCUCAUAUGAGGGCUACCGCUGGCAGCCAGUAAAUUGUGAUAUGCCAGAAUUUGACAGCUCUUCCUUCUUGAGAAAGAUGAAGGACAAAACGAUUGCAUUCAUAGGAGAUUCACUGGGCCGGCAACAAUUUCAAUCUCUGAUGUGUAUGGUCACUGGUGGACAAGAAAACCCUGAGGUUCAAAAUGUUGGAUGGGAAUAUGGUCUAGUAAAACCCCGUGGGGCUAUUCGUCCUGAUGGCUGGGCUUACAGGUUUCCAAAGACCAAUACUACAAUCUUAUAUUACUGGUCAGCUAGCUUAUGUGAUCUGGUUCCCCUUAAUGUCUUGGACAAACUUUCCGAUGUUGCCAUGCACUUGGAUCGGCCACCAGCUUUCAUGAGACGAUACCUUGAUCGCUUUGAUGUUUUGGUUCUUAAUACAGGACACCAUUGGAACCGGGGGAAAAUUACUGCAAACAGGUGGGUAAUGCAUGUUGAUGGAAAGCCCAAUGAAGACAAAAGGAUUGCAGAGAUUCCCAAUGCCAAAAACUUGACAAUCCACAAUGUUGUCAGAUGGCUUGAUUCGCAACUUGUCUCACACCCUCGACUCAAAGCUUUCUUCAGGACUAUAUCACCAAGGCAUUUCUACAACGGGGAUUGGAACACUGGUGGCAGUUGCGAUAACACUAUCCCGUUUACUAAUGGCAGUGAGGUCACACAAGAGGGAUCUAUGGAUCAAACUAUUGAGAGUGCACUAAAGGGAACCAAGAUCAAGAUACUGGAUAUAACAGCCCUUUCGCAAUUGAGGGAUGAGGCUCACAUGUCACGCUACACUGCUAGAGGAAUUCAAAACACAAGUGACUGUUUGCAUUGGUGUUUACCUGGUAUUCCGGAUACCUGGAAUGAACUCCUUGUUGCUCAGAUAUAGGUUCUGGCACAGUUUAGUUACAUCUUCCACUCUUAUAACCUGUCAAAAAAAGUGAAGAACAAAAGAAAAUACAUAGGCUGACAUGUGUUAGUAAGAUGUUUGGCCUUGGGGAAUCAAAUCUGUCAAUUCUUUAUGGUCUAGGGAGACCAGUUUUUGUUUUCAGUCAUGCAUUUUAUGUAUUAUUACGUUGGCACUUGGCACUGAAUAAGAACAUGGGAGUUAAUAUAGUUUCAUUCUGUCCCAUAUCGGUGCCAAAAAACUAGGAUUAUGCUUUUAAUAGAGGAUACUAAGCAGCGGAACUAAAACCAGGCACGAGCUAAGUACCUAUUGAAUAACGCAGGAAAUAGAAAUAUUGGGUAACCAAAAAAUUUGGUUACUAAAUUUAACCAA
Molecule: messenger RNA, 2626 nt
Organism: Arachis stenosperma
Lineage: Eukaryota; Viridiplantae; Streptophyta; Magnoliopsida; Fabales; Fabaceae
Product: protein trichome birefringence-like 14
Exons: 6
Coding region: 860-2236 (458 amino acids)
Biological process (GO): xyloglucan metabolic process; xylan biosynthetic process; plant-type secondary cell wall biogenesis
Cellular component (GO): Golgi apparatus
Molecular function (GO): acetyltransferase activity
Source: RefSeq, a predicted model, not a curated record